Messenger RNA from Paramuricea clavata, 5047 nucleotides. NCBI's taxonomy places the organism in Eukaryota, Metazoa, Cnidaria, Anthozoa, Malacalcyonacea, Plexauridae. The record is from the annotation of a GenBank genome assembly.
UUCAACUAUGGCUAUGUGCACACGGGCGUCGUUUUCGAGCGUUUUCAAAAACGUUUUUGUCCCUUUAAUCGCUUUGAUGCCCUGUUCACGUGGUUCAAAGGAAAAUAUCUCCAAUAUAUUAAAUAAACUACAGCUUCAGUCGUAAAUUAAUAGUUUUCGCAUCCGUUUUAGCGUGAAAACGCAAAUGAAAACGCUCGAAAACGUUACCGUGUGCACGUAGUCUAUGUCUAUGAACCAUUUUUAAACUACCACCAGAAACAUGUCGACAGUUUAUCGUAAAACGGUAUGGUUCGUCCGUGGGCUGCGUGAAUAUACGUUAAAUGGCUACCUUGAAGCGAAAAAGAAAUUCGAAGACUUAGACACCGACACUUAUAAAGACCUAAACGGUAAAGCGUAUAUGGUGACAGGCGCAAACAGUGGAAUAGGGAAAAGCGUUUCGUUAGAGCUAGCCAAACGUGGAGCUACUGUACACAUGGUUUGCCGCGAUAAAACGCGAGGGGAAGAAGCACAUCAAGAAUUAUUAGAAGCCAGCCCAAACAAAGAGGUGCAUUUACAUCUAUUGGAUAUGUCAAUGCCCAGAAAAGUUUGGGAAUUUGCACUAAAUUUUGCGGCAUCUGGAAAAACCUUGAAUGUUCUGGUAAACAACGCUGGUUGUAUGGUGAAUGAAAGGGUGGUAUCGGAAGACGGAUUGGAAAAAAAUUUUGCAACAAAUACUUUGGGGACUUACAUAUUGACCACUGGGUUGAUCAGCACACUUGAGAAAAGCGAAGAGCCUCGGAUUAUUACUGUUUCAUCAGGUGGGGUGUCGUCAUAGUAACUUUGGAUAAUGGGGUUGUUAGAGGGAUGGAAAAAUUCAAGAUUGCCCCUCCCAUUUAACACUGGUGGAAGAGGGAUUAGACCUCCCCCACAGAGGAAAUUAACACCCCCCCCUAUCCCCUUUAUUUUAUUAUUGUCAGAGGUGUACUCUCCAUACACCCCUCCAGAUGGCAGAAAUUACCUCUGUGGGGAGAGUGUGGAUCUUUUCUGGAAUGACCCAUUAGAGAAAUUCCAUAAAAGGAGAAGUUAAUAAACUUUCCCUGUGAGCAGAAGUAUCUGUAUCUUGUAUUUCUGGUAAGCUUCUGAGAUGUAUGUCUUAUUUUCAUUCUAGGUGGAAUGCUUUUGGUCAAGCUCGAUGUUCAAGAUUUACAAUUUGAGAGGAUGAAUCCAUUUGAUGGCACAAUGGCAUAUGCCCAGAAUAAACGUCAACAGGUGAUCAUUACAGAAAAAUGGGCUGAAAUGUACAAGUCAACAGGCAUUCACUUCUCAUCUAUGCACCCAGGUAAUAAGCAAGCUCAACAUAUUUAUUAUUACCAUGACAGAGUUCUAUACACAGAGUGUGAGUCAACAUUUUCAGAAAGAAUUAAAUCAUACAUUUGAGCCACACCAGAAAACCGCACCCAAUCCCUCAAUGGUCGCACUAAAAACCGUAAAUUUUGGAACAUAUGUCUUCAAUUUCAAUGCUUUCUAUAAUUCUACAGUUUGCAUGAUUGCCAAAUUGUCAUAUUAUGUGGUAACUGUGGUUAAUUUCAAGCAAAUUGACACACACUAGGUUUGUCCCCCUGGGCAGUUUAGGGGAGGUUGCACAAAGUGUACAGGGGCAUUUCGGGAGAACUUGACUGCACACAUCCCUGCAUUGCUAAGAAUACCAGUUUUUAUUUUAAUUUUUCAGUUCUUGCCUACUAGUGCUUGCUCAAAAUUGUUGGUACCCUUUGCUUUUUUAUAGGAUGGGCAGAUACUCCUGCAGUAAAAUCAUCAAUGCCAGAUUUUCACAGACGGAUGCAAGGAAAACUGAGAACACCCGAGCAAGGUGCGGACACUAUUGUCUGGUUAUGUAUUUCCAAGGAAGCAGUCAAAACUCCAAGUGGAUCAUUCUUUCAGGACCGUCAAGCAGUUUCAAAACACCUCCCUCUUGCUUGGACAAAGUCCUCGGCUGGUGAUGAGGAGACACUGAUGACAAAAUUAAAGGAACUUGCAGAGAAAUUUAGGGUAGAAAAUACACCUAAUGAAUGAAUGAUUUUAACUCAAGGCCAGAUAUAUAAUACAAGCCAAAUGAACAAGACUGAAGUAGAGUAAAUGUUUGACUGAAAUAUGUAGCCACCUAUUGUGAUUUGUGUCAAUACUACUGUAUUUGUAUUUAUAUUAGUUGCAAGUAAAGGUCUGACUAAUUUAGAAGAACUAGCCUGAAUUAUACAAUGACAAUUGCCAACAGUAUACACAAAAGAAGAGUAAUAGUAUGUUUGUAUUGCCUUCUGUAUAAAAUAUUAUUAUUAUUUUAGAAACUUCAUAUAAUCAUGUCUAUACUGUGUUUGUAUUCUUAUUAGUAUAUCUCAUAGGAAACACGACCUACUUGUCAAGUUUGUAAAUCAAUAUCAUAAAAAUUACAUAGUGUGUUGAAUAUAUAAAUAUAGUAUGAUUGUACAAUAAAAAUAUGUUUGUUCUUCCUUAUUUUAUACAAUUGUUCUUAUAAAAUUAUUAUGCUAAUGCAAGACACUGAUAUGGUAUAUAGCUUUGUGAUUUGUCAUCAUGAAAUGCAACGCAUGAUGUUGUCAUGGCCCUAGACUGAUAAUGCUCAAGACAGAGGCAGACAUCAGAAUAUGCCCAGUCUGUAUCUACAAUCAAGUUUCAGUUACACAUCUUUUUCUCUAACUUUAGUUGUGUGCGUAACAGGAUGUAACCAAGACGUCACUUGACUCAUGUGGUUAAUAUAAUAUCGUUCCCCUUCAUUAGUGUAUGCCUCUUCCCAACCAAAUGGCAGAGGCUCUUCUUCAAGUAAUACCCUUACACCAUGUGCAACAUCUAGAGCUUCAUCUGCAAGUUUAUGUAACAUUGCUCUUUGCGGCAAGUAAGAUGGUGGUGAACCAGGGGUCUGUGGAGAGAUGGAGGAACUUGCUGGAGACACCCCACCAUGUUUCAGGUAAUCAUAAACACGAUCUGCAAGAGUUAGUAACUUUUGAGUAGAAACUUCGUAGGUCCUUUUCAUAACUUCAUUUUUUCGCAACUGACAUCCUAAAACAACGACCUUCUUUUGUAAAUCUUGAACCUCUUGUUGUUUGGGAGUGCCUUGUGUCUUCACAAGACGAAGUUCAUCUUCUAACAAUCUGAUAACUUGUUCAUAAUCCUCAUCUCUCCGCACAGCAGCUUCUGUUGCCUGUCUGGCAAGGUAGACCUGGUCUUUGAGGGUCAUGCUCUCUUCCAGUGCCUCUUCUGCAGUUCUUUUUAUUCUUUCCAUUUGUUCUACUUCGGAUAAUGUCAAACUUUGCUUUUCGUCUAACUGUUGUUUUAACAAAUCAACCUCAGCUAAUGCAUUAUCACGUUGCCUUGUCAGGUCUGCAAUACGACUGUCCAUGACGUUUGGAGAAGCUUGUCUGGCUACUAGAGAGGUUUGAACCAAAGGUGCUUCAUUCUUUUGCAAACCACUCAAAGCAAACUGCAAUUUGGUUCUGCUAAGUACCCCACUAUGAUCGUUUAACUCGACACUUAAAACAUCUUGCACAACAUCAACAAAGUCACCGUAUGAAACACAACCACUUACAUCAAUAUGCAAUUUCCCUCUGAUUUCUUUUUGCUGUUCUGCUGUUAACUCAACCCCUAAAUAACUCAAAGCAACUUCCAACUUUUCAAUACGAAGUUUGGAUGCUGGUGCCAAAGAAAGUCGACGCUUUGGAGGUUUCCUAGCAGUGUCCGGCAUUGUAUCCCUAGGAGUUGUUGACUCACGAGACCCUCUUAGGUCUUGUUGAAGGUAAAAUUGUAUAGAUGAUGGUUGUAUUGAGGAUUGCAUGAUUGAAGAGAAGUGGUUAGUUGGAUAAGAUUGUGUUGUACCAUAAUUACCAUUUUCAUCAAGAUUAUGCUGAUCAAAUAACCGAGAGCUUUCAACUUGUUUGUUUGUUUCCGCUUUACCAACCACUGUUGCCACUGGUUCCCCUGUUCCAACCAGAUUGCCCUCACCAAAACUCGCCUCUCUGCUGACCAUACCUUGACACACAUAGGUUAUCUCAAAUUCACUCUCUGCUCGAAGUUUAACUUGGGUCAGUUUCAUCUUGGCUUCCUCAUGUGUAACAUUAAGAAAUGACUCACCAUUAAUACUAACAAUCUGAUCGCCAGGUUGAAUUUGACCAUCAUGAAAAACAUCGCCACCGUUAACAAGCUCUUUAACGAUCACAACUGGACCAUCUGAAUGGUUGGUACCGCCUGUGACACUCAUACCCAGUCCAUUUGUGACAGGAAUGUGAGUAACCAUUACAUUCGUUAAACUUUUCAAGGUGGAUGACGAAGACUGUAAACCCGAAUCAACAUUAGACUCGGCAAGGGAUGCAGGUCGUUCACUGUUUAUAAGCAUAUCCACUGUAUUCGAUAGGUCCCCACCUUUAGUACCAUCCUUUCCAAACUCCAGACCUCUGGGAGACAUAUUCCCAGAUGACAUUGGUGACAUUCUACCAUUGGCUAAAACCCAUGACCGUUUUUCAAUGAGGGUGGGUGAAACCACUGUAGAACGUUCGAAACUGUGACUGCCAGAAAAAUCACCAUACUUUGCCGUCCCAUUUCUCAAAACUCCAAGUAACUUAUUAUACUCUUGUGCAGCAAAUGCACUUCUUUCUACUAACAGAGUUACAGUUCCCGCCUUGGCUGCGUUUACAAGAACGCUCAUUGCUUUUUCAUUAGUAACCUCAUGAAGGCUCUCAUUGUUGACAUGAAUAAUUUUAUCUCCUUCUUUUAAUACGCCAGUUUUCUCUGCAACGCUACCAGCUAUAAUUCGUUUCACAAAUAUUCCAUAACUAGGUCCACCACUAGUCCUUCCACCAACAAUUUUUAUUCCGAUUCCGCCCUGGCAAUUGUUCAAAACAAUGCGUUUUUCAGCGGGACUUUUCUUCCCCGAUGGGACAGUCUCAAACUUGUUUGUGUCACCCAUCCGCGCGAUUUUUCGACUUUUACGCGGUUUCCAUCACCAAAUCUCAUUAAAUAACCACAACAAAUUUCAAUAUAUAAACUCUAAAUCAUAAUAAAGUUGUUU